AUGGAGGAGGAGAAACGCAUCGCCGCUCAGGCGGACUCCCUCAAGCGGGUCGCCUUCAUGGGCGUCUCCAUCUCGACGAUGGCCGUCGUCGUGUGCGUGUUGGGAGUUCCGUUGAUGUACUCCCACAUCCAGCGUGUCCACACUCAUAUGCAGCAUGAGGUCGACUUCUGCCGAUCCCGCUCCGGCAACGUCUUCAAGGAGCUCGCCAAGGCCAACGUGCUCAUCCAGGUGGAGCAGGGAGUUCGCGACAAGAGGGCCGUCGCCCGCCGUCAAGCCGGAGGAGGACCCGGAUCCAAUGGACAGCCCGGAGGACAAGGACUCCCUGGAGCUCCUGGACGUGUCAACCACGUUCCCGGCGGACGCGGACCCCCCGGCCCGCCAGGACCCCCUGGACAGCCCGGACCCAACGGAAACGACGGCCAGCCCGGAAACGCCGGAGGCAAGGGACCCCGUGGACCUCUUGGAGAUGCCGGCCAGCCCGGACAGCCCGGAAACGACGGUGCCCCCGGAGCCAGCGGAGACAAUGGAAACGAUGGCAACCAAGGCAGCUGCGACCACUGCCCCAUCCCUCGCACGGCCCCCGGCUAU
Messenger RNA from Mesorhabditis spiculigera, 588 nucleotides. The record is from the annotation of a GenBank genome assembly. NCBI's taxonomy places the organism in Eukaryota, Metazoa, Nematoda, Chromadorea, Rhabditida, Rhabditidae.